Trichoderma reesei QM6a is the source of this 1170-nucleotide messenger RNA. RefSeq lists its product as uncharacterized. The transcript has a single exon. Gene Ontology annotation, cellular component: cytosol. Gene Ontology annotation, molecular function: D-arabinose 1-dehydrogenase [NAD(P)+] activity. The record is from RefSeq and is a predicted model, not a curated record. Bases 1 to 1170 code for a protein of 389 amino acids. Lineage: Eukaryota; Fungi; Ascomycota; Sordariomycetes; Hypocreales; Hypocreaceae. Gene Ontology annotation, biological process: dehydro-D-arabinono-1,4-lactone biosynthetic process.
AUGGCCUCACCACCGCUAUCGCAGGUGCUGCCUCCGCUGCUGCUGGGGACGGCCACCUUCAACCACCAGUACCACCCCGACCCGUCGCGCAUGCCCUACGUCGACAUCGUCCGCAGAGCCCUCGAGCACGGCAUCACCGCCUUCGACACGUCGCCCUACUACGGGCCCUCCGAGGUGCUGCUGGGCCAGGCCCUGCGCCUCGUGACGCCGCCGCCGCCGCGCGAGGGAUACUUCCUCGUCACAAAGGCCGGCCGCAUCAAGGCCGACGAGUUCGACUACUCGCCCGCCUGGGUGCGCUACAGCGUCUGCCGCAGCCUCGAGCGCCUGGGCACGCGCUACCUGGACCUGGUGUACAUGCACGACGUCGAGUUUGUGACGCCCGCCGAGGUGCUGCAGGCCGUGCGGGAGCUGCGCCGCCUGCGCGACCAGGGCCUGAUCCGCUACGUCGGCAUCAGCGGGUAUCCCGUCGAGACGCUGGCCGCGCUGGCCGAGGCGGUGCUGCGCGAGACGGGCGAGCCGCUCGACGCCGUCCUGUCGUACGGCAACUUCUGCCUGCAAAACGGCCGCCUGGGGCGCCCCGACUUCCUGCAGCGCUUCCGCGCCGCCAGGGUCGAGUGCCUGCUCAAUGCCAGCAUCCUCAACAUGGGCCUGCUCACCACCCGCGGCGUCGACAACGGGCCCAUGGCCUCGUGGCACCCCUCGCCGCCCGAGCUGCGCAGGGCCUGCGCCACGCUGUCGCAGAUUGCAAAGGACAACGGCGAGCACCUCGAGGGCGUCGCCAUCCGCUGGGCGCUCGAGAACUGGGCCCGCGCCGGCAGCGACUUUGGCACCACGGCCUACGUCGGGGCCGGGCCUCGCAUCGGCGCCAGCGUCAUGGGCGUCACGGCCAUUGCCGAGCUCGACGAGACGUGGCAUCUGUGGCGGAGCGUCAUCGGGCCCGUCAUCGGCACCGAGGACGAGACGGCGACGGACAAGAGCGAUAAGAUUGCGAGGCUGGUCGAGGACAAGAUGUGGCCUAGUCUGGGCUCAUGGAAGGACUAUGCGUGGGAGAGCGGCGGCGAGACGUUUGUCAAUGCCAGGGCGACGCCUGGACAGAUUCCGAAUGACGAGGUGGCGGAGAGAUGGGGGCUGGUUCCUUCAACAGCAGCAGAGGUGGUUUCCAAGUUAUGA